This is a messenger RNA of Armigeres subalbatus, 2054 nucleotides long. RefSeq lists its product as uncharacterized. The coding region runs from base 480 to 1538 and encodes 352 amino acids. The transcript has 4 exons. The record is from RefSeq and is a predicted model, not a curated record. Gene Ontology annotation, molecular function: nucleic acid binding; zinc ion binding. Lineage: Eukaryota; Metazoa; Arthropoda; Insecta; Diptera; Culicidae.
AUACAGUUAUCAAAAUCUUUAUCUUUCCGUGUAUCAGCAAUUCAGCAAGCGCAGCGCGCAACACUGCUGUCAGUUAUCAUUAUAACAAAUAAACGAGCCAGGAGCUCCUUCUGAUUUACACUACCAAAUCAACCAGACGUGUCUCAGUUUUGUUCUCCCGAGAUUCAGAGAAACCCCUUAGCAUCGAUUACUACCUAAUUAGUGCAAUACUGCAAACGGUCAUCUAUACAGUGGCGACGAGGAAAACAGUUUUUUUUUUUAUUAAUUCACUCCAGUAAAACUAUCCGUUUUUUCGCCGGCAUCGACGCAGCCGACGAUUUAGCAGCAGCGAUAGGUAAAGAUCCAGGACAUCGGCACAGUGGAGCUCUCGUGCGUCGAAAUUCGUUCCAAUUAACUGGCUUUUUUUCGUUCUGCCGGGAAAUUUUUGAGGUGUUUUUGCCUGGGAAGCGCGGUACGAUUAACGGAUUCAGCGGACAAAUAUGUCGUAUGUUGUGGCUCCCAACAUUGAACCCUAUCGCAGGGGACAAUCUUUCGCUACAUGGAUCAAGCGUUUGGCUUUCCAUUUCCGGGUGAAUAAGGUCAAUGAAGGUGAAAAGAAGGACCAAAUGUUCAUCCUGGGUGGUGACUAUUUGUUCAGCAUGGCUGAAAAGCUCUACCCUACGGAAGCAUUGAUGGAAGAAGUGUCGUUUGAGGUUUUGAUCCAGAAGCUUAGGGAGCGCUUGGACAAAACUGAUUCUGUUUUGCUCCAACGUUACAAUUUCGGUACAAAGGUACAGCAAGCUGGUGAGUCUGCCAGCGAUUUCAUCUUCUCGUUGAAGCUUCAGGCAGAGCAUUGUGAGUUCGGGGACCAGAAGAACCGUCUCGUUCUCGACCGGAUUCUCGUUGGUCUGUCGGACGGAAACCUGAAACAUCGCCUUCUCACUGAGGACAGCUCGAAAUUGACGCUUGAACAGGCGGAGAAGAUUAUCGCUACGUGGGAGAUGGCGGCGACACACACCAGAGCUUUGACAAACGCGGAAGAAAACGGUUUGGUGGCUUCAAUUGAUGCUCGGUAUCCAUUUACUGGUGGAAGAGGUGCGGUUAUCCGACGUAUGAAGGAACUAGCGGAGGGAUUUCGUGGCUCGGUGAGGAGCCGACUUGGAAUCCGUCCGGAAAUUCGUCCGGCGGAAGAACGUCCUAAAUAUUCGCCGCAGCCUCGCUUCCAAUCGCAGCCUCGCUUUCAAUCGCAGCAACGUCAACAGUCAGCUGGUCCGUCAUACCGAAGAGCCAAUACUGGGCAGGGACCGAUCGAUCAACGCAUCUGUGAUCACUGUGGGCGUAAAGGACACGUCCGCAGGAAGUGCUUUAAGCUCAAGCAGGAGAAGAACGAAGCCGUAAAACACAUCAACGCCCAGAAACCCUCGACCAGUACCACAGGUUUGGCCGAGCGUUUGGAAAGGUUGAGGACUAUGGAUUGGGAGUCGGACGAAAAUGAUUCAGAUCAUGGUUGGAAACGAGGCGACAACCACGGCCCAUCCCACUCAGGUCAGAGUUCCUAGGGAUGGACACGGAGCAUCGGGUUUGCCGAAGCGGGCAAUGCGGGUGGUCGAGACUGGUCGUCCGUUAUCGACUGUCGAGCUUCCCGAGCAUGGUCGGCCGUUGCAGACUGCCGCUGAACCCACGAUGGAACCCGAAGCAGACGAAAACGAUAUUCGGCAACUACCGAAUCAGAGCAGCAGCUUUUCGAAUCAACCUAUAGUUUUAGAAAGUAGAAGUAGAAAAAGAAAGUUUCCUUCAGAGCCGGUAGAGCUUUAUGGCCUACCAAGGCGUUCUAAACGAAUUAGAAAGACUAGAGUAGAAAGUGAAUUUCAGUAUUAUUGAUGUAUUUUGAAUUAAUGUUCAUUCUGAGUCCCUUUUCCUUCCGAAGGGGGAAGAGUUGAUGUAUACAGUUAUCAAAAUCUUUAUCUUUCCGUGUAUCAGCAAUUCAGCAAGCGCAGCGCGCAACACUGCUGUCAGUUAUCAUUAUAACAAAUAAACGAGCCAGGAGCUCCUUCUGAUUUACACUACCAAAUCAA